CCUUCAAGCGGUGGAACGCCUUUUAGCGUGGUUUUAGCGCGGUUUUCCCAAAAGACCUUUUACAAUUUGCUACAUAACUUAUCACCCUCUGCUUUGAAAGAAAAGCUUAUAUAGUAAUAGUUGUUAGUUCAACGUUAAACUAUUAGUAUAUGUAUUUUGUUUAUAGAUACUUCUUUAGUUACGUUCGAUGCACUCUUUUUUUGUUUUCACGCUAAAAGGCGUUACCGAACCACCGCUUGAAGGGAUACUGCCUCCAGCCUCGGCCUGUGCAGCUACAUCGCAGCAUCUGAGCCACUCACGCCUAUACUCAAUUCUCUAUGUGUUGACUUUGCGCGCUUCUCGAAGUUGUCACUCCAAAUAUCUUGCAGAUUCCUCCCAACGUCAUCUAGACCAUCGCGAACAUGGCUACCAGUGCCCCAACUAUCCUCAACCUCAAGACCUCCUUCCUCCGCGCCCAAAUUCUGGCGCUGUCUCACCCAUUACGUCCAUCCGCGACAUUCACAGCUUCGAACACCUCCAACGAGGAGAACGUCCUUCGCCAGAAAGCCAUCGACGACGCGCUUAUCAAACUAAACAAUCAGCUGAAGCAGCACAACAAGUUAUCGUAUGGCCCGCAGGUGCAGAGACAUGUUGCAGAGCAGGUGGAUAAGUUGUAUUGGAAUGCCGGAGAAAGGGGAGUGAGACCCUUGGGAUUGCAGGAUCAGUGGGUUGAACGGGGCUCAGAUUACAGUGUGUAUCCAAAUGGGCGACUUGUGGAUGUGAGACUGAUUCCAGUUAUAGCGAACGAAAGUGUGAUUGAGCAGCUACCAGACUCAUGGAGCGAGCAUGCAACAGCCACUAUCCCCGAGCAAGCAGCCAAGUUCACAGAACUCUCACAGAAACUCACGACAUUAAAUGAGCACCGUCGAAUGGCGAAGGAGAAAGUUGAGAGGUAUAAGCAAUUUAAGGAGAUGGUAGGCUUAUUUGCGGAAGAUACUGGCGUUCAGGAUAACCUGGUGACGCGAAAUGGAGAGGUGGAGCUUGAAUUGGAAAAAAUGAGGAGGUUGAUGUUAAGGGUUGAGAGGGGAGUUGGCGCAUUGGAGGAAAGGGGGCAAGGAGAGGAGGAGAUGGAUGUUGUUAUUGAGGGUGACGUUGAGGAAGAGGGCAAACUAUUGGCUCUGUUGAGCGGAGAUGGUUAGCAACUGUACCCGAAUGUAUGUGGACAUUAUUGCUGUGCAACUCGUUGAGUCCGAGGAGGGCCGGCUUUGGAUCCCAGAAAAACUUGCUAUGCUAUCCUCUAGUGAAAAUAUGUCGUUCCAAGCUCCAAGGGUCUGCUGUUUAACAUAAAGUAUCACACGAAAGUUCAUGUAGGAUUACGAAAGUUAUGGACAGGGUCACGUCUCAAUUAAAGGAUCUUGUCAUUUUGAAAGGAAGUUCUUUAUGCAAGCUUUGCGUGCUGUAUAGUG
Messenger RNA from Cadophora gregata, 1445 nucleotides. RefSeq lists its product as uncharacterized. The coding region runs from base 402 to 1178 and encodes 258 amino acids. NCBI's taxonomy places the organism in Eukaryota, Fungi, Ascomycota, Leotiomycetes, Helotiales, Ploettnerulaceae. The record is from RefSeq and is a predicted model, not a curated record. Gene Ontology annotation, cellular component: Mis6-Sim4 complex. The transcript has a single exon.